GAACAACUUAAUUAGUGCUGCGAGGGCUAGAGAGAGAGAGAGAGAAAGAGAGAAUCUCGGCAUUGGACUCGAAAAGGAAAGGACGAAUCCAUUGGUCGUCGUGGAGAGUAGAGGGAGAAUAGGCGCCGAAAGGUGCAGAUCGUGGAGGAUCUCCAUCUUCUCACGUUCUCAUCGUUUCUUUCUUCACCGAAGAGAGGGAAGUGAGAAGGAUUGUUUAUUGAUUCUUAAAGAAUGUCGUCUGUCAUUGUGACUGAAUCAUUACUGCUUUAAGAAUUUGAAAUCCAACUCUCUUUUACUUUCUCAGGGUAAUCUUUGCUGUUUGAAUGCUCUCUGACAAAAGAUUGGCAUUUGAUUAUAAAUCAAUUUUGUUGUCCCAGUUACAUGAGAAUUGUCAAGCUGUACUCAAUUACUGUCCUCGUUGGCCUCCCGGUCCUACUGUUGGGACAGAACUGCUAGAGUCUGAUAGUCUUGUUGGUGGCAUAAACUGAAGUUUCCACUGUCAAAUUUGGGAAAUCAGAUGGAAGACCAGAGUCCCCAGCAACAGCAGCAGAUUAUCGAAAUUAAUAGAGAUGUGCCUGACAGAGGCCCAAGCGUUGGAAGGGUUAAGGUCUGUGGUGAAGCACCGUGUGGAUUCUCAGAUGCUGGAACCAGCUUGAGGGAUGCCAAAGAACGAUCUGAAUCCAUGCGUAAGCUUUGGAUAGCAGUUGCACUCUGUAUGGUCUUCAUGAGUGUUGAGGUAGUUGGUGGAAUCAAAGCCAACAGUCUUGCCAUCUUAACUGAUGCAGCGCAUCUGCUCUCUGAUGUUGCAGCCUUCGCCAUCUCCUUGUUCUCAUUGUGGGCAGCUGGGUGGGAAGCAACUCCGCGUCAGUCUUAUGGUUUCUUUAGGAUUGAGAUCCUCGGUGCUCUGGUUUCCAUCCAGUUGAUAUGGCUUCUUACUGGGAUACUGGUUUACGAAGCCAUUGCUAGAUUAAUUAAUAACACAGGUGAUGUCCAAGGCUUUCUGAUGUUCGUUGUUGCUGCUUUUGGUUUGUUGGUUAAUAUCAUCAUGGCUUGCUUGUUGGGACAUGAUCAUGGUCACAGCCAUGGCACUGGUCAUUCUCAUAGUGGUCACGAUCAUGAACACGGUCAUGGCCAUAGCCAUGGCCACGGCCACGGCAACCACAAUCAUGGGAUAAGCAUUGUGACACAUCAUGAAGGACAGUCCAAACAACAUGAUGAGCACGAUCAUGUUCAUGAUGCCGACCAUUCAAAGCCACUGCUUCAGAAAUCCGCUGUAGAUGCAGAAGGAGCCCAAGCCAGUCAUGAACGUAAGAAACAAAGGAACAUCAACUUGCAGGGGGCUUAUCUUCAUGUACUUGGGGACUCCAUCCAGAGUAUUGGGGUGAUGAUUGGAGGGGCAGUCAUAUGGUAUAAACCGGAAUGGAAGAUAAUCGAUCUGAUAUGCACCCUUGUCUUCUCUGUGACUGUGCUCGGCACAACAAUAAGAAUGCUGCGAAACAUACUGGAGGUUCUGAUGGAAAGCACACCAAGAGAGAUUGAUGCAACAAUGCUUGAGAGGGGACUCCGUGGGAUGGAUGAGGUUGUUGCUGUUCAUGAACUGCACAUCUGGGCCAUCACCGUAGGAAAGGUCUUGUUGGCUUGCCAUGUGAAGAUCACACGACAUGCAGAUGCAGAUAUGGUGCUGAACAAGGUGGUAGAUUAUAUCCGGAGGGAAUAUAACAUCAGCCAUGUUACCAUACAGAUAGAGCGCUAAGUGGCUUCUGCACCUUUGACGAGGUAAGAGUGGUUCAUAGUCCCAAAUAAUGGAACGAACGAAUGCUGGACUGAACCGGUGGCAAGAGAAACAUUGCUCUUCUUUUUGGCUCUGAGAAGAAUAUUUUUCUGUAAAAUCAAAAUUUCCACUGUUUGGGAAAACACAAUUUCUGGGUUUUUCCCUGGCAAAACUUUCACCCCUAAAAUCUUCCUCUGUAAAAUUUCGGACAUGUUGAGGGUAUCCUUUGUUGCCUUAAAUGGAUCAUUCAUUGCCUA
Macadamia integrifolia is the source of this 2028-nucleotide messenger RNA. Its product is annotated as metal tolerance protein 1-like. Gene Ontology annotation, cellular component: plasma membrane; vacuole. The coding region runs from base 518 to 1753 and encodes 411 amino acids. Lineage: Eukaryota; Viridiplantae; Streptophyta; Magnoliopsida; Proteales; Proteaceae. The transcript is spliced from 4 exons. The record is from RefSeq and is a predicted model, not a curated record. Gene Ontology annotation, molecular function: zinc ion transmembrane transporter activity. Gene Ontology annotation, biological process: zinc ion transmembrane transport.